UGUGCGGCCCGUGCUCAGCUCCAGCGCGGCUCCAAAGGAGCCGUGAAGGGCCCAGCUCUUCCUGCGUCGCUCCCAGUUUCUCGACAUUUACCCAGGGAACAGUGCGUGGGUUCAUUGAAAAAGUCAUUUAUUUCCUGAGAAAGAGAGUGAGGAUCUCUCUAUGCCACACUCCUCCCCCCAGCCAGCUAGGGUCCCGAGCACCACUGGGCACCCCUGGGCACCCCUGGCAAGUUAAGGUCUACCCAGGUUCUGAACUUGGGCCUCCCUUGUGUCUCUAGCAUCUUGGUGUCAUCCUACUGCCUGUACUACUGUGGCUGGCCCGCACCCAUGUUUAACAGAAGCUGAGUCACACUGGGGUCCUGAUGCCCUGGACCCCCCUGUUCAGUGCCCAGAGGGGACUCCGUGUCUGGCAAACAGACGGCAUUUAUUUCCCGCGUCUUCGUUGAUCGGAGACGGCAUCUGCUUGGUGUGGAUAACCCGUGUGAACAUCACUGAAGCGAGCUUCCCAGUCGCUGGUGCAGCCCAGCAGGGACCCACAGCUCCUGGGAGGAUGGUGCGGAUCUUGGCCAAUGGGGAGAUUGUGCAGGAUGACGAUCCCCGCGUGAGGACCACUGCCCCACCGAGAGGUGGCACUCCUCGACAGAGCUUUCUUAACAGGGGCCAUGGUGCUCCCCCCGGGGGUCCUGGCCCCCGCCAGCAGCAGGCGGGUGCCAGACUAGGUGCCGCUCAGUCGCCCUUCAAUGACCUCAACCGGCAGCUGGUGAACAUGGGCUUCCCCCAGUGGCACCUGGGCAACCACGCCGUGGAGCCGGUGACGUCCAUCCUGUUGCUCUUCCUGCUCAUGAUGCUCGGCGUACGCGGCCUGCUGCUGGUGGGCCUCGUCUACCUGGUGUCGCACCUCAGCCAGCGGUGACUGUGUGCAGCUGCGGGCACUGGAGAGGGACUUGCUGGCCUUGAUGUGAGCAGGCACGUGGGGAGGGGCUGCAGUGGUGCCUUGAGGGUGUGCUCAGAGAAGGGGACACGGCUGUGAGUUUCCCUGUUGUGUUAAGCGUGGGACAGAGGGUGGGCACCCUGGUUCGCUUGAGAUGUUUUCAGGUGGCACAGGGCCUACAUUAAGUGGUGCAAAAUCAGAACUAGAAAGGGGGAUUCCCUUUCCAAUUCCCUUUCCAUCCUUUUUGCCAAGAAUGUCUCAGCUUGGUGCCAAUGUUUUAGUGCCCAUGGAAUGUGGCUGUCUUCCCCAUUACUGGGGAGCAGAGCUUGGGCUUAGGGCGGGGGGAGGGGGGCAAUGUCCAGAUUUUUAUAGCACUCUUUUGUUUCAAUGGUAUAUUUUUUAUCAAUUAUCUUUUAUUUAUGACAAGUGGUACUGGCAGUCCAUUUAUUGUGACAUUUUCAAUAAAUAGAUUUAA
Molecule: messenger RNA, 1406 nt
Organism: Tupaia belangeri chinensis (Chinese tree shrew)
Lineage: Eukaryota; Metazoa; Chordata; Mammalia; Scandentia; Tupaiidae
Gene: FAM241B
Product: family with sequence similarity 241 member B
Exons: 4
Coding region: 551-913 (120 amino acids)
Cellular component (GO): intracellular membrane-bounded organelle
Source: RefSeq, a predicted model, not a curated record